UUCCAUUGUAGCAAGGAAUAAGAGAAGAAAAGAAUGGUGGGACAAAGCUUGAGAAAUCUCAAAAUUGUGGUGUUCAUCUUCCUAGCCCUUACUUCUGGAUGGAUGGUGGUGCAGACAGAGGGGCGGACAUGCUAUAAGCACAGCGAUGCAUUUAUAGGACCGUGCAUUGCAGCAACAUGUGCUGAACUUUGCAUUUCUUUUGAGAAGUGGGAUGACGGAUUUUGCUCGGGUGAUAAAUGCACUUGUACGAAGCAAUGUGCUGAGUCCAUGCUUUAAUGGGUUUGUAAUUCACCACAGUUGUUGCUAUCUGAAUGUAAUAAGCGACUCCAAUUCUACUGAAUUGCACAACAUGUUUACUAAUCAAAGCUUCCUUCUUCCAUUUUAUAAUUUUUA
Cucurbita maxima (winter squash) is the source of this 393-nucleotide messenger RNA. RefSeq names its product defensin-like protein 5. Gene Ontology annotation, biological process: defense response. The record is from RefSeq and is a predicted model, not a curated record. The transcript is spliced from 2 exons. Lineage: Eukaryota; Viridiplantae; Streptophyta; Magnoliopsida; Cucurbitales; Cucurbitaceae. Bases 34 to 276 code for a protein of 80 amino acids.